Messenger RNA from Ananas comosus (pineapple), 2721 nucleotides. RefSeq names its product RNA polymerase II C-terminal domain phosphatase-like 4. Gene Ontology annotation, molecular function: RNA polymerase II CTD heptapeptide repeat phosphatase activity. NCBI's taxonomy places the organism in Eukaryota, Viridiplantae, Streptophyta, Magnoliopsida, Poales, Bromeliaceae. The transcript has 10 exons. Gene Ontology annotation, cellular component: nucleus. The coding region runs from base 953 to 2329 and encodes 458 amino acids. The record is from RefSeq and is a predicted model, not a curated record.
GGUGGAGCAUGGUGAGACGCGGAGCAAGAAUUUGCAACCGGACCAGUUGUACUCUAAUUCCUCGCACGCUUCGCUCUUCUCUCUCUCCUCCGCUCCAUCCAUCAAAGAAGGCUGGACCGCGAUUCACUCGCAGGCUGGGCCUCCGCUGGGCUUGUUCGGUCCGAAGCUGUCUGGUAAACGGGCAAGCGGGUUACGGGUUCGCCUUCUCCGCACUAUCCAUUGCCGGCGGGUCUUGGGUUCGCGUUUUGCCUCCGAUCCGGAAAUCUGCCGAUCCGACCCGCAAGGCUUCCAUCUUCCCCAACCUUAGAUCCUGUCGGACCUCCUUCUCCCUUCGCGUUCCUCCUAUUUCCCCACCGCCCGUCUACUCGCAGAUCGCCCUCGCCGCCGAUCGCACCAUCGCCGCGGGGCUCAAGCAGGCCUGCGGCGGGUUCCAGAGCGCGGCCGGCGCCUUCGCUUUCUUGAGGGAGACAGUCGCUGGGAAGGCUGCCGCGGCCGCAGCGCCACCCUUCCUCGUCGCCCGCCUGAGUUCCGCCUGAACGCCCUUGCCGCCGGUUCACCCCACUGAGCUCGCUCCUUCACCAUUCUGCUGCUGCCACUUUUAAUUCUCCAUUUUAACUAGUAAAGUUGCUAUUUUUACUAUUCUCCCAUGCUAACUACUGCUACUACUACUUCUACCAUUUAUUCUUCAGGGUUGUUACAGCCGUAGUUUUAGCGCCUUAGAUGCAGAAGCUCCGAGCUGGGCCUGAUUUAUUACAGCCGUCCGUAGUAGUGAGCAUAGAAACAUUAGUUUUAGCUUUGCUGCCGUCGGUCACCGAUGGUCGGUUCUUGGAAAACACGAUAGACAGACAGACGGCACUUUUCCCACUAUUUUGGCCAAAUCGUAGUCACAUCAUGUUGGCAAUUUGCACAAUAUCGGGACCAAAGUAAUUCGUGCAAUAUCGGUUAACUGAGGAUGAAUUUGGCGGCGGAGUCCCCAACGCCGUCUUCAAGCGGCAGUGACGAUUUCGCUGCGUUCCUUGAUGCAGAGUUGGAAGUGGCUUCUUCCAACUCUUCGUCGGACGGUGAUCUAGCUGACGACGAUGCUGAAAAUGACCUGCAACAGCCGAGGACGAAGAAGCUGAAAGUUGAAGAAUUUGAGAGUACAAGGGAGCUGCACGAGAUGACAGAGGUGGCGACAAAUCGAGAAAAAACUGGUAUGUCGGAUGAAGCUAUUCCUGAUAUAUGCCCUCCACAUCCUGGAUUUUUUGGAGGAUUGUGCGUGAGAUGUGGGCAGGUAGAAGAUGAUGAUGCAUCAGGAACCGCUUUUGGUUACAUCCAUAAGGGUUUAAGGCUUGGUAGUAGAGAGAUUGACAGACUACGUGGAGCUGAUCUGAAGAAUUUACUGCGUGAAAAGAAGCUAAUUUUGAUAUUAGACUUGGAUCAUACUCUACUCCAUUCAACCCACAUUGCAGAUGUUUCCGCUGAAGAAGAAUAUCUUAUAAGACAAAUUGAUUCCAAGAACGAUGAUCCUGCCAGAAGCAUAUUCAGACUUGAUUCCAUCCGUAUGCUGACAAAGUUAAGGCCCUAUGUUCAUACCUUUCUAAAAGAAGCUAGUAAUUUAUUUGAGUUGUACGUAUAUACUAUGGCGGAGAGACCAUAUGCACUUGAAGUAGUAAAGCUUCUUGAUCCUGGGAACGUCUACUUUGGCUCCAAAGUGAUUACCCAAAAUGAUAGUACCCAGCGACAUCUGAAAGGCCUUGAUGUCGUGCUCGGUGCUGACAAUGUUGUGGUGAUUCUCGAUGAUACAGAGCCUGUGUGGCAGGAGCACAGAGAAAACCUGAUCUUGAUGGAAAGAUACCAUUUCUUUGCAUCUAGCCUUCGCCAGUCCGGGAUCAACUGUAAAUCGUUAUCAGAGACUAAGAAGGAUGAAAGAGAGUCUGAUGGUGCGCUUGCAACCGUUUUAAAUGUCCUGAAGCGCAUCCACCGAAUGUUCUUUGAUCCAGUCCUCAGAACAGAUAUUUCCUCCAGAGAUGUAAGACAGAUGAUCAAAAUGGUACGUCAAGAAAUAUUACAGGGGUGCAAACUAGUUUUCAGCCGGGUGUUCCCAUUAAAUUCACGCGUGGAGGACCAGUCGUACUGGAAAAUGGCCGAAGAGUUGGGGGCAAUAUGUUGCACAGAAGUGGACUCGUCGGUCACACAUAUCGUCGCAAAGGAUUCUGGAACAGAAAAGGCCCGCUGGGCUCUGCAAAACGGGAAAUUUCUCAUCAGCCCGCGCUGGAUCGAAGCGGCAAGGUUUUUAUGGCAGAGACAGAACGAAGAAGACUUUCCGGUCAACAGUGUAAAAAAAUGAGCGGCAAUUCAAAGUCUGGCUUCAGAUAUGUUCAGUAGGAAUAGGAAAUUAACCGUCUAAUCAAACUACUUUCAGAAAAAGCCCAUUUGAAGUUUUUGGUGGUAUUGUGUAUUUGUACUUUUGGCUAAUUAGUGUUUCUUGUAUUUGUGGGUGAAAGAUGAUUCCAGUUUAGUGGUAAAUCCAAGAGGAAAAAGCUGUAAUUGUUACUAAUUUUUUUCAUUUGUCAGGCUAUUUUCAGUAAGCUGAUAAACAAGAGUUUUAUGCAGUGUUAUGGACUAAUGCUAGUGCCAUGUAUUGCAGCUUUUUCACAAAGUUGUAUGUAAAGUAUUGUGUAAGUGUAUGUUGAGUUUUUUUUUCUGUGGCAAUUAUAUAUAUACAAUGCCAAUCAAAUA